This is a messenger RNA of Closterium sp. NIES-65, 1332 nucleotides long. The record is from the annotation of a GenBank genome assembly. NCBI's taxonomy places the organism in Eukaryota, Viridiplantae, Streptophyta, Zygnematophyceae, Desmidiales, Closteriaceae.
AUGAGACCUGGACCACGUCAGCAGCACUCCACCAAGCUAGUAGUUUCUGAGCUCUCAAGGACCAAUCCCUCCAGCCUCCCCUCCUGCCUACCCUCCUGCCUCCCCUCCUGCCUACCCUCCUGCCUCCCAUCCUGCCUAUCCUCCUCCUCCUCCUGCCUCCCCUCCUGCCUCCCCUCCUGCCUCCCCUCCUGCCUCCCCUCCUGCCUCCCCUCCUGCCCCCCUCCUGCCUCCCCUCCUGCCUCCCCUCCUGCCUCCCCUCCUGCCUCCCCUCCUGCCUCCCCUCCUGCCUCCCCUCCUGCCUCCCCUCCUGCCUCCCCUCCUGCCUCCCCUCCUGCCUCCCCUCCUCCUGCCUCCCCUCCUCCUCCCCUCCUGCCUCCCCUCCUCCUGCCUCCCCUCCUGCCUCCCCUCCUGCCUCCCCUCCUUCCUCUCCCCACGCAAGUGGCCGAUUCUCAAAAGGACGAGACCUGCCUCUCUUCCUGUGUCUUCCCCUCCUGCCCCUCUUCCCCUCCUGCCCCUCUUCCCCUCCUGCCCCUCUUCCCCUCCUGCCCCUCUUCCCCUCCUGCCCCUCUUCCCCUCCUGCCCCUCUUCCCCUCCUGCCCCUCUUCCCCUCCUGCCCCUCUUCCCCUCCUGCCCCUCUUCCCCUCCUGCCCCUCUUCCCCUCCUGCCCCUCUUCCCCUCCUGCCCCUCUUCCCCUCCUGCCCCUCUUCCCCUCCUGCCCCUCUUCCCCUCCUGCCCCUCUUCCCCUCCUGCCCCUCUUCCCCUCCUGCCCCUCUUCCCCUCCUGCCCCUCUUCCCCUCCUGCCCCUCUUCCCCUCCUGUCCCUAUUCCCCCCUUUCCACUGCCAGUGACAGGCAGCCGAUUCACAACAACAGACGAGACCUGGUCCACGCUACCACUCCGCCGGUUCACCUACCGCGAGCUACAGCAGGCCACGCAGUGGUUCGGCCCGAGCCAGAUCCUGGGCCGCGGCAGCUUCGGCACGGUGUACCGAGGCUCGGUGGAGGAGUGGCUCGGCGAGGAAGAUGACAGGAAGGUUCCAGGGGAGGAGAGAGGAGGAGGAGGGAAAGCGCAGAGGAACGAGGAAGAAAGAGCAGGGAGAGCAGGAAGAGCAGGAAGAGCGGGUGGUGGUGCUUCAGGUGGUGGUGGUGGUGGAGGUGGGAUGCCACGUCAGCGUGACGUGGCAGUGAAGGUGCUACACAGCGGCAGUUUCAAGGCCGUAGAUGAGUCUUAUAGAGAGGGGGAAUCUGCACACGUGGCUGUAUCCACGUCAGCAGGAGGAGCAGCAGGAGGGGGAGGAGGAGGAGAGGAAGCGGAGUUGGGGGGGUAUGAGUGA